CGUACCCUUGCAGCACGCUAAAGCUCAACGCCUUUUUAGUCACCAGGGGGGAUACAGUAGCUAGCUGCCUUGUUAUUUCGCACAUCCGCGUCGCGCUUCCGUAUGUUAUACACCUGCUGCGCGGCGGUGUAGGCGGUACGGGCGAUCCCAAGCCCCAGCCCGUUCAUGUUCAAGAAGCUGAAAAACAUGGGAAACGGCGGGUUUAAAGGCACGGUAGCGACGGGGAAGGUUUCUCCUACCGGGACCAACGGUGUUGCGUAUAUGUCCUCCCCCCACAGUGAGCUGCAGGAGCAGAACCGCAGCAAGGAUGUGGAGAUCCGCCGCCUGGCGCAGGAGCUGGACGCCUACAAGAGCAUGGUGGCGGAGAAGGACGCCGAGAUCGAGAGGCUGCGGGUGGAAGUGAAGAAGCUGACCGACGUGCUGCAGCAGCAGACCGCCCGGGGGAAGGCGGCCCCCUCCUCCCGCCCACAGGGCACCAUGCUGCCGCCGAUCCACGAGGGGCUGGGCAUGCACGGACAGCAGCACGACAACAAGCGGACGGGCAGGAUAGGGGUCAAGUUCGGCGUGUCCGGAGAGUCCGUCUCCGACACUAACGCCAGGAAAGACCUCCCCAGAGUACCCAAGGAUCAGAGUGUUAAGGUGAUGCUGAAGGAAGCGAUCCAGCAGAACGACUUCAUGAAGAAUCUGGACCCGAUCCAGGUCAGCGAGAUCGUGGACUGCAUGGACUUCCAGAUGUUCCAGUCCGGACAGAAGGUCAUCCAGGAGGGGGAGGCAGGGCAGCAGCUGUUUGUGGCAGAAGUUGGUGACUUGCAGGUGACAAAAGGAGGGAAAUACCUGGGCAACAUGGGGCCAAAGACACUGUUUGGAGAGCUGGCACUCCUGUAUAACUGUAGCAGAACAGCCACUGUCAAAGCUGUUACUGAGUCCAAGCUGUGGGCCAUAGACAGGAAUAUUUUCCAGAUGAUCAUGAUCAAGACAGGGAGAACCAGGAGGGAGGAACACUUCAAGUUUCUCAAGAGCGUGUCCCUGUUGAAAGAGCUACCACAUGCCAAACUGUCCAAGAUAGCCGACUGCCUUGAAGUGGACUUCUACCAUGAAGGGGAGUACAUCAUCAGAGAGGGCCAAACCGGAGAUACUUUCUUCAUCAUUAUUGAGGGGGAGGUUAAGGUUACCCAGAAAAUAGAAGGAGAGGAGGAGCCAAAACUGACCAGAAGACUGGGACGGGGAGAAACGUUUGGAGAGAAAGCACUUCUCAGUGAAGAAAAAAGAACCGCAAACGUCAUCGCUGUAGGAGGGGUGAAAUGCCUUACGCUUGACAGAGUAGUCUUCAACCAGCUGAUUGGUCAACUUAGCGAGAUUAAGAAGGUGGAUGAGCAGUACAGUCUUGAAGAUGAGAACAGAGGAGCGGCCAGAAUACUGCAGAAACGGGGCAGUAAAGAUAUCAUCAAGUCCAGCACCUCUUCCAAGGACAGUCAGACCAGUGUUCCCUCAUCCGGUGACCAGGUGAACGGCCCAGCCCAAGAACAGCUGAUGUAUGCCAAGGUUCCACUGGAUGAUCUGGACAUCGUGGCCACUCUGGGCGUGGGAGGAUUCGGGAGGGUGGAGCUGGUGAAGUGGCAGGACAAGUCGUUUGCCCUGAAGUGCCUUAAGAAGAAACACAUCGUCAACACCAGACAACAGGAGCACAUCUACUCUGAGAAGGCCAUUAUGAUGUCCUGUAACUCACCAUUCAUCACUAAGUUGUUCAAGACAUUUAAGGACACCAGGUACGUGUAUAUGAUGAUGGAGCCAUGUCUGGGGGGAGAACUCUGGACCAUAUUGAGAGACAGGGGUUCGUUCGAUGACCACACGACGCGGUUCUGCACGGCGUGCGUGGUUCAGGCCUUCACGUACCUGCACGGCAGAGGCAUCAUCUACAGGGACCUGAAACCUGAGAACCUGCUACUGGACCAGAGGGGAUACGUCAAACUGUGUGACUUUGGCUUUGCGAAGAAGAUCGGUUUUGGGCACAAGACGUGGACGUUCUGCGGCACGCCCGAGUACGUAGCGCCAGAGAUCAUCCUGAACAAAGGGCACGACUACUCCGCAGACGUCUGGUCACUCGGCAUCCUUAUGUUUGAGCUGCUCACUGGAACGCCCCCAUUUUCCGGCUCCGACCCCAUGAAGACCUACAACCUGAUCCUGAAGGGCAUCGAUGCUGUGGAGUUCCCCAGGAAAAUCGGAAAAAACGCCAACAAUCUCAUCAAGAAGCUAUGCAAAGAGAACCCUUCAGAGAGGUUGGGCUAUCAGAAGAACGGAAUGAAUGACAUCAAGAAACACAAGUGGUUCCAGGGCUUUGACUGGGAUGGACUCACCACACAGUCAACACAACCUCCCAUUGUUCCAAAGGUGCGAGGACCAAGCGACACAAGUAACUUCGAUAAAUACUCCAGAGAGACCGACAUUCCUCCCGAGGAGAUGUCAGGAUGGGACACAGACUUCUAGAGAGCCAUGACAGAAAUCAGAUUUUCUAUCAAAACUUUAAAAGGAAAGUCACGGCAAAUGAAUUAUAGUGGUAACUCAUGAUGUCAUACUGUGUCAUAUCAUAAACCCUGUAGAAAUUAGUGGUAAGGUGCCACACCAAUUUGAUUUCUUUGGAUAUUCGCAGGAAGUUAGAAGAAAUUACAAGUCAAUGUACACAUGUAAGGUGGCGUUGAAAGACACUUAUUAAUAAAUGCAAGA
Molecule: messenger RNA, 2721 nt
Organism: Branchiostoma floridae (Florida lancelet)
Lineage: Eukaryota; Metazoa; Chordata; Leptocardii; Amphioxiformes; Branchiostomatidae
Product: cGMP-dependent protein kinase 1-like
Exons: 19
Coding region: 166-2484 (772 amino acids)
Biological process (GO): protein phosphorylation
Molecular function (GO): ATP binding; cGMP-dependent protein kinase activity
Source: RefSeq, a predicted model, not a curated record